Molecule: messenger RNA, 1914 nt
Organism: Diceros bicornis minor
Lineage: Eukaryota; Metazoa; Chordata; Mammalia; Perissodactyla; Rhinocerotidae
Gene: HMX1
Product: H6 family homeobox 1
Exons: 2
Coding region: 146-1192 (348 amino acids)
Biological process (GO): negative regulation of DNA-templated transcription; regulation of transcription by RNA polymerase II
Cellular component (GO): nucleus
Molecular function (GO): RNA polymerase II transcription regulatory region sequence-specific DNA binding; DNA-binding transcription factor activity, RNA polymerase II-specific
Source: RefSeq, a predicted model, not a curated record
GCGCUCCGGGCAGCGGCUCCAGGGCCGCCCCGCGCCUGCGCCGGGGAGCCGCGCGCCACUGUCCCCCGCGGGGACCGGGACCGGCCGGGCCCGGGCGCCCGGGAGCCCGAGGAGCCCGGCGGAGCCCGACGGGCCCGCGGCCGCGAUGCCGGACGAGCUGACGGAGCCCGGGCGCGCCACCCCGGCCCGCGCCUCCUCCUUCCUCAUCGAGAACCUGCUGGCGGCCGAGGCCAAGGGCGCCGGGCGCGCGGCCCAGGGGGGCGGCGGCCGCGAGGACGAGGAGGACGACGACGACGACCCGGAGGACGAGGACGCGGAGCAGGCGCGGCGGCGGCGGCUGCAGCGGCGGAGACAGCUGCGCGCGGGCGCCGGGCCGGGCGGGGAGGCGCGGGCGCGGGCGCUGCUCGGGCCCGGCGCGCUGGGCCUCGGUCCCCGGCCGACCCCCGGUCCCGGGCCGCCCUACGCUCUGGGCUGCGGCGGCGCCACGCGCUGGUACCCGCGGGCGCACGGCGGCUACGGAGGCGGCCUCAGUCCUGACACUAGCGACCGGGACUCACCGGAGACGAGCGAGGAGAUGGGCCGUGCUGAGGGCGCCUGGCAGCGGGGCCCCGGGCCGGGAGCGGUGCAGCGGGAGGCGGCAGAGCUGGCGGCGCGGGGCCCGGCGGCCGGCGCGGAGGAGGCAGCGGAGCUGGCCGAGACCCCGGCGGGGGCGGCGGAGGCGCGUGGCGGCGUUGGCGUUGGCGGCGGCCGCAAGAAGAAGACGCGCACGGUCUUCUCGCGCAGCCAGGUCUUCCAGCUGGAGUCCACCUUCGACCUGAAGCGCUACCUGAGCAGCGCGGAGCGCGCCGGCCUCGCCGCCUCCCUGCAGCUCACCGAGACGCAGGUCAAGAUCUGGUUCCAGAACCGCCGCAACAAGUGGAAGCGGCAGCUGGCGGCCGAGCUGGAGGCGGCCAGUCUGUCCCCGCCGGGCGCGCAGCGCCUCGUGCGCGUGCCGGUGCUCUACCACGAAAGCCCCCCGGCCGCGACCGCCACCGGGGCUCCCGCCGCGCUGCCCUUCCCGCUGGCGCCCGCCGCGCCCGCGCCGCCCCCGCCGCUGCUCGGCUUCUCUGGGGCCCUCGCCUACCCGCUGGCCGCCUUCCCGGCCGCCGCCUCCGUGCCCUUUCUGCGGGCACAGAUGCCCGGCCUGGUGUGAGCCCCCUGCCCGCUGGGCCCACUCCUCGUGGCCGCUGGGGACCUCUGCGGACACGCAGUCGGCGCAGCGGAGGCGGCGGGCGCUCGGAGGGCCGUCGGGGAGCGCUGGGACGUUCCUACGGAUCCUCUGCGCCUCGGGAGCGCCCCGGCGGCCGCGGCCGAGCCCCUGUCCGAAGAUCGUGCAGAAUGUAACAGGAAUGCCUGCGACUGUGACUCUCCAAACAGUUGCAAGGCUGGAUCCCCGCGGCGAAGAGGGCAUCAGAGGGAGACAGUCGGCCAUGCAACUCGGAGCCACAGGGGGUCACAGCCUAGAAGCAAAUUCAGCCACCCCUCCGGAGCCAGCAGCAUGGGCCCAGCUCACAGCAAAGGCAAACCACGUACAGGCUGUCCAGGGUGCUUUGAGGUGACACCGCCACCCGUGCUCCCCAACACGAAAGUCCCUUCCUGGGACUAUGCAGGCACCAGAGGGCAGAUCUCCAGGGGACUGUGAUCAGCCUGGUGGCCAGGAAGUUGCCGCUGCCUAGAGAACGCCUAGAGAGAGAGGCCCUGUGGAGGGGAAGGGGCAAAGGCCCUGCCAGGGGGUGCAUCCGUCAGAUCGUCCAUUCCGAAGGCAGGGCCAGACUGGCUUCUCUCCUGGGCUUCCGCUCGUCCUCCAGGCAAAGACUUUUUUUUUUUUUUUUUUUUAAUGAAUCUACUUAUUUGCGUAUGGAAUAAAAAGGGACG